AAGUGUACGUACUGGGUAGAUUAUAUAUCUAAAAAAAAAUUAUGCGCUGAUUUACCGACGUCUCUUUUCCAAUGUAAGUCAAUGCGGAAAAGUCUUUAUGGGCCUAAAUUACGUCACUGGAGCUGUAGUGCCACCGUUUGACCACUACGAGCGUUCCAAAACUCGGCUUCAACGGCCGGCUCACUUCCUGGCGGCUUGGUGUUACUCCGCUGUGGCGGAAGUAAGUCGUAUCGCGCUGGGGCCCUCAUCCUUCCAAUGGCGACUGCAAACAGGCUGAAUAGAAAGCGGGAGCAACCGUGGAGGGGGGUCAGAGCUGUGUAACCGAAAUUAAAUAAAUAUAUCCUCGUCUGUGUAGUCCUAAAGUUAGCCUUAACAUUUGUUUCACCUCUCCAAAUCACGGCCGAAUCACAAUGGCCAAACAUCGGAACAUUUCGCUCCUUGAGUCGGAGCUCUAUUACCUGAUUUCUCGUUUCCUAACAACGGGUCCAUGUCGGAGAGCAGCUGAGGUCCUGGCGAGUGAACUGGAGGAACAUCAGCUAUUACCCGGUAGAUUGGACUGGCUUGGAAACGAGCACCCGAGAACAUACGAAGACGUGGUUGCAGCAAACAGACAUAUUGCACCAAACCAUUUGCUACAAAUAUGCAAGCAGAUCGGACCAAUUCUUGACAAAGAUGUGCCAUCAUGUGUCCCAGGAGUUCACUCCCUCCUGGGGUCCGGGAAGCAGUCAAUGCUCAGGACGGCAAAAGACUGCGACAGUGUGCGGUUCAAAGCUUCAUCAUAUGCAGCCCUUCACCGGGGCAGACCACCAGAGAGGCCUUUCAACUGCAAAAAACCUCCACACCUCGUGGAGAUCCAUCGAGGCAGAGAGCUGACAGGAGUGCAGCGCUUCAGCUCCAUCAACCCCGUCAGCAACUAUGAGCGCAUGCGGCUGCACCGGCGGAUCCUGGGCCAUCUGUCUGCAGUGUACUGUAUCGCCUUCGAUCGCACCGGUCUCAGGAUCUUCACAGGCUCAGACGACUGUUUGGUGAAGAUUUGGUCUUCGUUCGAUGGAAGGCUUCAUUCCACGCUGCGAGGACACUCCGCAGAGAUCACAGACCUGGCGGUUAAUUAUGAGAACACGCUCAUCGCCGCAGGAAGCUGUGACAAGACCAUCCGUGUGUGGUGCCUUCGUACCUGUGCCCCCGUGGCUGUGCUGCAGGGGCACAGCGGAUCCAUUACCUCCCUACAGUUCUCACCGUUUGCUAAGGGCUCAAAGCGCUACAUGCUCUCCACUGGAACUGAUGCUACCGUCUGCUUCUGGCAGUGGGACGUCAACAACAUCAACUUUAGCGAUCGGCCACACAAGUUUACAGAGCGUCCGAGGCCAGGAGUCCAGACGGUGUGCUCCUCAUUCAGCCCGGGUGGGAUGUUCUUAGUAACAGGAAGUACUGACGAUGUCAUCCGAAUAUACUACCUUGGAGGCGGGAGUCCAGAGAAGAUAUCCGAGCUGCACGAGCACACGGACAAAGUUGAUAGCAUCCAAUUUUGCCACUCAGGGGAAAGGUUUGUGAGUGGGAGUCGAGAUGGAACCGCCCGGAUCUGGAAGCUCCACCUGCGGCAGCAGUGGAGGAGCCUCCUGCUCAACAUGGCCGCCACUCUGCCGGGCGUUGAACCAAUGAGUGAAGAGGAGAGCCACUUCAAACCCAAAGUCACCAUGGUAGCGUGGGACCGCCACGACAACACAGUCAUUACGGCCGUUAACAACCAUCUCCUCAAAGUGUGGAACUCCUACACAGGACAGCUGCUACAUAUCCUUAAAGGCCACGAGGCCGAGGUGUUCGUCCUGGAGCCGCACCCGUUCGACCCUCGGAUCAUCCUGUCUGCCGGCCACGACGGGAACGUCUUCAUAUGGGAUCUGCUGCGAGGAACCAACACACAGCACUACUUCAACAUGAUUGAGGGCCAGGGACAUGGGGCCGUUUUUGACUGCAAGUUCACCCCAGAUGGUCAUCGCUUCGCCUGCACGGACUCUCAUGGCCAUCUGCUCAUCUUUGGUUUCGGCAGCUCCAAGCCGUAUGAAAAGCUUCCAGACCAGGUGUUCUUCCACACAGACUACCGGCCGCUGAUCCGGGACACCAACGGCUUCGUGCUGGACGAGCAGACGCAGCAGGCCCCCCAUCUCAUGCCCCCACCCUUCCUGGUGGACGUGGACGGAAACCCCCAUCCACCAAAGUACCAGCGUCUCGUCCCAGGCCGGGAGAACAUUGCUGCAGAACACCUGGUUCCUCAGCUGGGAUACGUCGCCACCAGUGACGGCGAGGUGGUGGAGCAGGUGAUCAGCCAGCAGACCUCAGAGCACGACGAGGCUGCGAUCAGACGCAGCAACCUGUUGGACGAGGCCAUCCGAAACCUGCAGCUCCAGCAGGACCAGCAGGGCCAGCCCGGGGAGGGGGAGGCCGCUCCGGGGGCCGCAGCAGCACCGGAGGGGCAAGCUGAGGCUCAGGGACUAUUCUUGGUACCGGCACCAAGCACCCCACGCAGAGGUAUAACGUCUGUGAAUGAACGAGCGGACGUGCAGUCGCCCCCCAACGUGGGUCUGCGCCGCAGCGGGCAGGUGGAGGGGGUCCGGCAGAUGCACCAGAACGCCCCUCGCAGCCAGAUGGCCACAGAGAGGGACCUGCAGGCCUGGAGGCGCAGGGUGGUGGUGCCGGAGGUGGCGCCCAGCAGCUACAGGGAGCAGGAGAACUUUCGAACAGCCAGAGGAGAUGAGGAGAUGUCUCUGUACAACGCCAAGAAGAGACGCAUUAUCUACAGCAGCUGUCGAGACGACUCGGACGAGGAUGAAACUGCGAGGCGAGCACACGGAGUGCUGGAGUUCAUGGACCUGUCCUGUGAGGAGGGGGAGGAGACGGCCAGUUCAGAGGUACACAGCGAGGAGGGCGAGUUGGAUGGCAGUGAAAUGGAUUCAUCCAAUGAUGAGGAAGAGUGGAAAAGUGACAGCUCAAGCCACACGUCCAGCGAGUACUCUGACUGGACGGCGGACGCUGGUAUCAACCUGCAGCCCUCCACCCCGUUAUCAUCGCGGAAACGAGCGCGGCGCAGGAUCAGCAGCUCUGAAGAGGAAGAGGAGGAGGAGAACGAGGAAGAGGAGGAGAAGGAGAAGCAACAGCAGCAGAGCGACGAGGAGGAAAGAGCUGGCAAGAAAAGCAAAGGGAAAUCCAAGAAAGCAAAGAACAAGACGCCCAGACGUCCAAAGGUCAGACCAUCCAUCAACAGAGAAGUGUCCAACGAGUUCAGACCGUCACCGUGGAUCACCGACGUCAUUCCCAGGAAGUCUCCUUUUGUUCCCCAAAUGGGCGAUGAGGUGAUCUACUUCCGGCAGGGACACGAGGCCUACGUUGAGACGGUGAGCCGCGGCGACCUGUACCCCAUCAACUCAGACAAACAGCCCUGGAAGAAAAUGGAGCUGCGGGACCAAGAGUUUGUGAAGAUCACUGGGAUCAAAUAUGAAGUGUCUCCUCCCACGCUCUGCUGUCUGAAGCUGACGCUCAUCGACAACGGCACCGGAAAAAUAUCAGACAAGUCCUUUUCUGUCAAGUAUCACGACAUGCCGGACGUGAUCGAUUUCCUCGUGGUGAGGCAGACUUAUGACGAGGCGCUCCGGAGAAACUGGCAACCGAACGACAGGUUCCGCUCAGUGAUAGACGACGCCUGGUGGUUUGGGAUGAUCGUCUGUCAGGAGCCAUACCAGUCCGAAUACCCCGACAGCCUCUUCCAGUGCUUCAAAGUCAGAUGGGACAACGGGGAAACCGAGAAGCUGAGUCCUUGGGAUGUGGAACCGAUUCAAGAUGAUGCCCCGCAGCCGGAGCUGGAGGGAGGCGGGAUCCCCGUGACGGAGGAGGAGAUGAGGGAGCUGAUGUACAAGCCUCUGCACGGGGAGUGGGGGGAGAGGAGCCGGGACGCCGAGUGUGAACGCAUCAUCGUCGCCAUCGACCAGCUCAUCACUGUUGAGAUCGCAGCUCCUUUCUCUGGCCCUGUGGACUUAAUCCAGUACCCCACCUACUGCACUGUGAUCGCCUAUCCCACCGACCUGGGCACCAUCCGGCUGCGUCUCCUCAACAGAUUCUACAGGCGUCUCUCAGCAUUAGUUUGGGAUGCCAGGUAUAUUGCACACAACGCCCGAACUUUCAAUGAGCCAAUGAGCAAGAUCGCCCACUCUGCAAAGAUCAUUACUAACGUCCUCCAGAAAUUUGUCAAUAAUCCGAGCUGCAUAGAUAUCAUGGAGAUUUACAAUGCUGUGGAGGAGAUGGAUGAUGAGGAUGAGGAAGAGGAUGCAGAAGCUCCAGGAACCUCCUCCGGACACAGACUGCGACAGCGCUCUGUAGAGGUGGUGCCGGACAGAGACGCCUGGAAGAAGAAGUGCAAGAAUCUCCUCAACUACAUAUUUGAGUGUGAGGACUCGGAGCCCUUCAGACAGCCUGUGAAUCCUCAGAACUACCCAGACUACCUGAACAUCAUUGACACCCCCAUGGACUUCAGCACCGUGAGGAGGACACUGGGGGAGGACCGCUAUGAAAACCCUACAGAGCUGUGCAAAGACAUAAGGCUGAUCUUCGCCAACGCUAAAGCUUACACUCCCAACAAACGCUCCAAGAUUUACAGUAUGACCCUGCGGCUCUUGGCCUUCUUCGAGGAGCAGAUCAGAGCGAUCACAUCCGAGUACAAAACGGCCAUCAAGAGCAGCGACAGACUCCGCCGCAGUCAGCGCUGCCGCAAGAAAAUGCAGCCGAACGAUCAGUCCACGUCCAGUCAAAAGAGAGCUGCAGCUAAAACUCAGGAAAAAGUGGAGUCCACGUCAGUGACCAAAUCUACCUCAGCCAAAGUGGGUGUUCCAGAUCGAGCCAGGAGGAGUCGCAGGAGAAGCUCCUCCGACGACUCCAAAGGUGCUUCAUCAACACCAGAGUCUGACAGUGAGAGCGAGCCGAGUGAGUCGGAGGAGGAGAAACGUCCUGGCUCCUCGAGGCACCAUCGACUCAGACACAAAGCCAGAGUUACGAGAAGCAACCGCGCUAAGCAGAGGAAAAAAGAGAGCGAUAGUGAAGAGGAGGAGGAGGAAGAGGAGGAGGAGGAGGAGGAGGACAGUGGUGCUGGAGAGGAUGGACAUAUGUCCUCUCAGUCUUCAGGUCGUCGCUACCCGAGCAGGAGUAAGAGCAGCAGGAGCACACGGCUGACCAGGAACAGCUCUGGAGCGGAGAGGAGGCGCACAGAGGGCAGAGCAGAGGUGAACGGUCACAGCAGCCGAGCGUCUCGCAGUGCAAGGCGCCACCACCGGGACUUUGACGGAGCCUCGUCCCCGGGCUCCGACGGGGGGGAGGGGGUCACGCUGCGCAGGUCGCUCAAGAGGAAGACGGCGAGGGCAGCGGUGAACAAGAUGAAACUCCUCAAAGUGUCGGAGGAGGAGGAGGAAGAGGAAGAGGAAGAGGAGGAGACGCCGAGGAGGAGCAGCAGCCGCCUCCGCCUCACAAUCCGGACCAGCAAGCGCGCCGCGGUGAUCCAGAGCAGCUCCGACUCUGAUGAAAAGCCUUCGAGACGGGCUUCUCAAAAGAAAAAGGAAUCGGGUGACGAAUCCGAGGAGGAGGAGGAGGAGGAGGAAGAAGACCAAGACAGCGAUGCUUCAUCCUUCUCCCCAAAUGAGCAGAAUGGAGACACGAGGUCCCGCAAACAGAGGACGUCAAGACAAGCUGCUAAGGCGAAGGGAAAUGAUGCUCUGACCCAAGUGAACGGACACGGUGCGAAACCUCACAGCAACUCUGAGCAAGAGGAGGCUGCAGAGGAGAGCUCUGGAGACGAGGAAGAGUCGGUGUCUCGGAAAUCCUCUAGAAGCAAAGCAACCACUUCCGCCAAGACGAAGAAGAAGAUUGAAAGCGAGGAGGAGGAGGAGGAGGAAGAUGAAGAGGAGGACGAUGAUAAGGAGGACGAUGAGGAGGAAGAGGUAGAGCACACUGAACACAGGACCACAAGACACAAACUUCCCAUCAGCUCAGACGAAGAGUACAAAGACCACAGUUCUCAGAAACACCCACACCAAAACGGAAGAAACGUGGAGGAAGCCAUCCACAAGGACUCUAAGAAGAAGUGCAAAGUUUCACCAGACAAACAAAAACCUGCCUCAACCAACAAACCGGACGGUGCUGAGUCAGAGGAGCUCAGCGAUCCUCCAAAGAGAGCCAGCCUGCGCAAGAAGAGCCUGAAGAGAGACGAAGAGAGCCAUCACUCCAGCGAGGAAUCUGAAUCCAAUUCCAAGAGGUCGACGAGGAACAAGACGAAGUCCAAACGGCCUCGCAGCGAAACCUCGGCCUCGGAGAGCUCCCAGCAGGAAUACAAACCCAAGAGGAAGUCGAGGAGGAAACGCUCCACCGGCUCCUCGGACGAAGAGUCGGACAACUCAGACAACGUGUCCAACAGACGGCGGAAGCUCCGAGCACUACCGAAGAAGAGUUACAUCAGCGACAACUCGGAGGAAGACUCUGCUUCAGGCGCAAAACAGGGGAGCGGUAAAAAGACGGCGUCCAGGGAAGGCAAGCGAGAGUCGAACAGGAGCUCUCCCAACGGAGCCAGGAGUCGGACGUCUUCCAGCAAAAAACGCAUUUACACCUCAGACUCUGAAGAUGCUGAGGAGGACGGAGAAGACAAGCCGGUGUCAAAGAGCGAUAAAAACAGCAGGUCCUCGAAACGUUCCAAAGGGGAGUCCAAAGGAGAGGGGGACACCUCGUCACAUUCUGAAUCCAGCAAGGAGGAGGAAGAGGAGGAUGUUGGGAGCAGGAAGAAAAACGCCAGGCAGCCAAAACUAAAACUAAAAGAUGGCACUCGCAGCUCCGACUCGUCUUCAGCCGCCGAAAACUCAUCUGCCAGCUCAGGGUUUCGCAGCAGUCCAAAGAGGAGGAGUCACAGGCGGUCGGGCGUCGCUGAGAAGACGUCCGGCCGCCCGCUGAGGCCGCGCCGCCGUGCGUCCGCCUCAGAGGACAGCGACGAGACGCGCCGCAAAACACAGCAAAAAGCAUGCGUGAACACCCGCAACCGAGGGAAGCGGACGGUGAGCUAUCACGACAGCGAAUGAAGGACGGGAAGAGAGCUGGAGACCUUUAAAUAAAGACACGAUACGGUAGUAGCACUGGAGUCCUCGAGAGAAAAUGCUGUGAAUCUGUUUCAUUCAGGGAUAUUUAUAUUUUCUAUGAAAAACAUGUUUAUAGAUGUAAUACGAAUUCAAGCAUUUGAACUGCUGGGUCUUUUUUUCUCAAAGCGAAAACUCCACCGCCCCAUUCUGCUCGUUGCGAUUCCGCCGGCAGGGAAAACCGUUCUGGGGGAUUAUUUUGUCCGCGUGGGUGCUACUCUUAUAUACCUCUCGUUUAAUCAAGCAUAUUGCUGGCUUGCACUAAGAUACACUGUAAUGAGGUAUUUCAUACACUAGUUUUGCAUUAGAAACUCAGGGGUCAAAUACGUUUACUGUAGUCUCAGACAUGCGGUUGUUUUCUGCGCAACAGAAUACAACUCCAGAUGUCCAAGCACACUCACUGGGACAAAAAAGAAAAGAGAAUCCAUGCUCAGACGUUUGACUACAGCACUCCUUUGUAAAUCCACACACUCAAUGCUCGUCUGUAUUUUGAGUUAUGAGCCAAAAUGAUCUAAAUAUUCUUUCCCCCAUUGCAUUAGUUUUUUUUUCUGUAAGUUAGUUUGUGUUCUAGUGAAUAGAUGUAAAUAUUUGAUUGAGGAAGACGUCUGAGGUUCAGUCGGUAACAAAAUGUUUAUUUAAUUUGUUUUUUUAAUUUCUUCUCUUUAUCUUUUUUUUACAAUUAACUGCAUUGUCUUGCCAUAUGUCACAAAUUGGUACUUUUUUGCCAAGUACAAAAGUACUCUUUGCAAAAUACUGUGAUUUCUCAUAUUGGGAAGGCCCGUUAUUGUUCUGUGUUACCUACUUUCAGUGUUAAAUUCUUUUUUUCAGAGUUGACUUAAAAACAUUUUGCCAGUCACAUGGUUUAAUUUUGUUAACGGGAAGGUUUCUAAAUAAAGUCGCUUUAUGACAUUUUGCUUAAUGUUUUUCGUACUACACCUUUAUUAAAUCACAGGAAAACUAUUAUCGCGAUGUGGUUGUGGAGUGCAAUGGAUGAGUUAUUCCUCACAAUAAUAAAGACAUCAUUUCAAGGUG
This is a messenger RNA of Trematomus bernacchii (emerald rockcod), 8183 nucleotides long. RefSeq names its product bromodomain and WD repeat domain containing 1 (gene brwd1). NCBI's taxonomy places the organism in Eukaryota, Metazoa, Chordata, Actinopteri, Perciformes, Nototheniidae. Gene Ontology annotation, biological process: regulation of transcription by RNA polymerase II; regulation of cell shape; cytoskeleton organization. The record is from RefSeq and is a predicted model, not a curated record. Gene Ontology annotation, molecular function: protein binding. The coding region runs from base 411 to 7097 and encodes 2228 amino acids. The transcript is spliced from 44 exons. Gene Ontology annotation, cellular component: nucleus.